This is a messenger RNA of Phalaenopsis equestris, 571 nucleotides long. RefSeq lists its product as uncharacterized. Lineage: Eukaryota; Viridiplantae; Streptophyta; Magnoliopsida; Asparagales; Orchidaceae. The record is from RefSeq and is a predicted model, not a curated record.
GAAGAAGAGAGAAGGAGAGGAUGUUCUUCUUCUUCGUGGGAGGGUUGGAGCAGCAGGCAGGGAGGGUGUUGCAGGAAGCGGCGGGGCGAUGCGUUCGAUGCGGCGGAAUAACCGAUCUGGUGGAUCGCGAGAAAGUACUUAAGCUCUUCUUUGUUCCCUUGUGGCGAUGGUCGGACAAACAACCAGUCUUCUUUUGCCGCAACUGCUCAUUCCUCUUCCCCCAAUCUCUCCCAGUCAACGGCGGUGACCCCCCACAGUUAAAUAGCCCGCAUUAACGGGAAUUCCGAAUCUCUAAUGUUAAACUUUUGUGUGUGUGAGAUAUGUAAAUUAGGAGGUUUUACUACAUAUGAAAUGGUUUAAUACUUACAUGAUUUCUAUAUUAUGUGAACUUGUCACUGCAAUUUGUAAGCCAAGCAUGCUGAUUUUUCAUUGCGUGAUUUUUAGAGAUUUUAAAAUCAAAGUAAGUUGAUAUCGUGAUUUUUGAAGUUAUUUGUAAUUUUUUGAAUUUAUGUUUAUGCACGCAUGUGGCAGCUGUUAUUAUGAAUUUGACUAAUCAGAUUUGCGGCGGUUU